Molecule: messenger RNA, 336 nt
Organism: Colletotrichum lupini
Lineage: Eukaryota; Fungi; Ascomycota; Sordariomycetes; Glomerellales; Glomerellaceae
Exons: 3
Source: RefSeq, a predicted model, not a curated record
CGCAUAACAUUCACACCUCCUUCGCGGCACAUCGCUUUCAUCGGCGAUUACACCCAGAUCUCCAACUUUCGUGUCUUCUACGACUUCUCGAAGCACCCCUUCGGCGGCAUAUCGACGCAGCAGCAGGACCAGCAGCGCAUUGGAAAGGUUUCUCAUGCCUGCCACUACCACCACAUCGAGGUGCACUCACUCCAAGUGGAAUGGACGUUGUUGCGAAGCGCUCAGCACCCCUUCCCCUCCACCGGUGCAAGCACGGGCUCUGUCAACGCAGCUCGGACUGUCUUUUGGCUCUGCGCCGCCACCAUAACCGCAUCAAGGGGAAGUGUCGCGGCGUAG